Doryrhamphus excisus (bluestripe pipefish) is the source of this 446-nucleotide messenger RNA. RefSeq names its product somatostatin 1, tandem duplicate 1 (gene sst1.1). Gene Ontology annotation, cellular component: extracellular region. The record is from RefSeq and is a predicted model, not a curated record. Gene Ontology annotation, biological process: regulation of cell migration. Gene Ontology annotation, molecular function: hormone activity. NCBI's taxonomy places the organism in Eukaryota, Metazoa, Chordata, Actinopteri, Syngnathiformes, Syngnathidae.
ACGCACACACACACGUAGGUUGAAGAUGCACUCCUCCACGCACCUCCUCGUGCUCCUGCUCUCUUUGUGCGUCUCCUGCAGCGUCUUCGCAGUCCCGCACCGAGAUGACAAACACUUGAUGCUCUCCAAAGAGGACAUGUUGCACACCCCGCUGGCGGAGCUCCUUCUCUCGGAUCUCCUGCAGAUGGAGAACGAGGUUGUGGAGGAAGACAACUUUGUGGCCAGAGGCGACCCAGAGAAGGUCCACUUGGACCUGGAGAGAGCCACCGGCGACGGCAGCGGUCCACUUCUGGCGCCUCGAGAGAGAAAAGCCGGCUGCAAGAAUUUCUUCUGGAAAACCUUCACAUCUUGCUGAGCUCCUGGUGCUCCUUCUUCAGAACUUUGACAUCCGUCAUGACUUUGGAUCAAUUGUUCUGAUUCUUCUUGACCACUUUGAUGGACUUGUG